AUGUCCAAAAUUUUCGCGAAACUUUGCGGAAGGCUCCUCUUAGCCGGGGGCGUGGUCGUUCAUUUUGACGACAAAGCCCGGGUCGCUGCGGUUUUGCUGAAGGUUCUUCUAGAGCGACGUCGCGUGUUGAGCGAACGUCCCGGUCGUGGCAGGCGUCGUGGUCGUGCUGGCGCAGGCGGUGGCCAACAUGGUGAUGCAGGCGAUGAUCCGCCUGGUGGCGCAGCCCCUGCUGGUCACGGAGACGGUGGUGCUGGCAGCGAGAAUGCGGUUGCCCCCGCGCCGGAAUCGCCCGAUUACAAGCUGCCGGCGGUCUUGCUCGCGUUUGACCGCUUGUCAAAACUGCCCAGGAGCCCGACUGACAAGCUCGCGAAAACGCUCGAUAUCUUUAUGCCGCAGAUGGGGGGACUCGGGCUACCCAAAAAGAGGCCGAUCAUGGACAACAUUGCCGCACACUUGACGGGUGGUCCCGUGCGGGUUGACAAGCAGAUAGGGGAAGAUCCAGUUCGGUACGAGCGAGGAUUUGAGUACAAGCCCGGAGUCCUUCUACCGGCGGUUUUGGCAGCCCGUCGGGGCUCAAUAGACACAUCAAGCCUACGGGCCCAUUCCAAUGCCUUUUUUGUCGCACUGGCCGAAGCCGAGGCACGAGUAUCAGCCUCCGAGGCUCAGGACCCUCAACUCGCUGCGUGGGAUUCCCUUCCCCCAGCGGCAUCUUGGCUGGAGCCGUUGCUGCGUGCGCGUUUGGACGGGGGCGACGCAGUGGAGGAUGUCACGCAUUGGGACGUGUACAGAGCGGUCAAAAAGCACAUCAAUCGCGACGAGGCCCAAACGCAAAUCGGGCCAAUGGAAUUCUUCGAAGACGCUGAUCUUCUCGCUUUAUAUGGAGGGCGUACGCGGAAGCCGUCAAUUUGCCCGUCGCAACCAACAACACUCUGGGCGCGAAUUGUCGAGAGCAGAAAAAAGGCAGGGCAAAACAGCAUCCAUCGGAAACUGGAGGGAAAGCAAAAAGAUACGGUGGACUACCUGCAGCAGACCGUACCGACGAACGCUUUUCCAGCUAUGGGCUACCUCGACACCGAAGCAGUCUGGGGUAUCAGUGCCGACUACUUUCUUGAAGACGCGGAAGAAAGGGCGGCGACUGCGGAAGAUGACCAGGAAAGAGGUGGACCAUUUCGGCGGAUCACUCGUUUUCAAUGUCGCACAACCAAGCUCCGCCUUCGUGCGUUCCGGGGGCCGCUCUUGACUCAUACCCUGGACAUUUUCUUCUAUGACGACCGGCAGCUGGUUUCGAAGGACCCCACGGGGAGGAGCCUGAUUAAAAUCACAAUCGAUCUCCGCACGGAGGAGGCCUUCGAGAGUCCGGAAGAGGAAACGCGCGCGCAGGAGAAAGCGGGAGAAGCUCGUAAGCGAGUAGCUAGGCUGAAAGAGACGGGCUCGCCCAAGGACGUUCCUCCUCUCAAUGUCAAUAACGGAGACGUGAAGUUUGCCGCGUCGAAAUACACGAUUUACACCGGAGUGCGACCAAUACCAGCAUAGGCAUGAUCCAAACCAAUACCAACCUCUUGGGUGGCAAGGGACAGAGCUUACUAGUACCAUAGCCAUGUAGUUGUAGUCUACACGAGCAGGCAAGAACAAGAAGCAGCAGGCCCUGCUCACAUGGCGGUGCAAUGUGCUAAUCGAAUUCUUCUGCGCUACUAGUUCUACAGAAGAUUGAUAGCUGCGUUCAACAGAAGUGUCCAC
Messenger RNA from Amoebophrya sp. A120, 1737 nucleotides. NCBI's taxonomy places the organism in Eukaryota, Dinophyceae, Syndiniales, Amoebophryaceae. The record is from the annotation of a GenBank genome assembly.